This is a messenger RNA of Rotaria socialis, 855 nucleotides long. The record is from the annotation of a GenBank genome assembly. NCBI's taxonomy places the organism in Eukaryota, Metazoa, Rotifera, Eurotatoria, Philodinida, Philodinidae.
AUGGCGAAGAUAAAUUUCAAUGAAUUAUUUUUAUUUCUAUGGGCAAUCAUUUUCAUAAUCGAUAUCGUAAAAUCUCAUCGUACUUUUAUUAUCUAUUGGAAUCAGACAACAUUUCGGCCAUAUCAAGACGGUUCAUUGAUCUUUGAAGUACGUUUAGGUGACGUUAUGGAUCUUAUAUGUCCGUUUUAUGAUGAACAACAAUCAUACAUGACAAGUGAACUAGAACAAUAUGAUAUCUACCGAGUAACUGAAAUUGAAUACGAAAAUUGUAAUAUUAAUUUAUUUGGUAAUGAUCCAUUGACACGUCGUGUAAUUACUUGUAACAGUCCGUAUGAUGUUAUGAAAUAUACACUUAAUUUUCGUUCAUAUCUACCAAUACCGAAUGGUUUUGAAUUUCGUCCCAAUCAAACUUACUAUUUUCUUUCAACAUCAUCAAGUCAUCAUCAACAAUGUAACAAACUUAAAAUUCUUGUACAUGAUUAUCAUCGCAUGUCAGUAUCUACCAGUACACAAUCAUUUGUCAAUGAUCAAGAACGAAAACCUAUUUCAUUUUCUCAUUAUUCUCAUUAUCGACAUGGAUCUUCAUCUUCGUCGAUAGAUAAAAAUGAUCGUAGUGAUAUCCAUCGUCCAAUAGUAAAUGCAAUUAAAGUUCAACGUCAUAGUGAUCCAUAUUCAAUAAAAUGGAUAACCGAAGGGCCACAUCGAGAUAUCAAUUAUGAUAAAACGUAUCGGUCAACAAAUUUCAUGCAUGCACAAUCUCCACCAUCACAUAUGCUUAGUCUUGCGCUGAGUUCUUCAUCGAUGAAAUUAUCUAUAUCCUAUAUUCUUCUAUGUAUUCUACUGUCUUUGAGAUAA